This is a messenger RNA of Talaromyces atroroseus, 4017 nucleotides long. RefSeq lists its product as hypothetical. Gene Ontology annotation, biological process: siRNA processing. The record is from RefSeq and is a predicted model, not a curated record. Gene Ontology annotation, cellular component: nuclear RNA-directed RNA polymerase complex. The transcript has 3 exons. Gene Ontology annotation, molecular function: RNA-directed RNA polymerase activity. Bases 1 to 4017 code for a protein of 1338 amino acids. Lineage: Eukaryota; Fungi; Ascomycota; Eurotiomycetes; Eurotiales; Trichocomaceae.
AUGGCCUUUCGUCGCCCAGCUGCGCCUGCUUCACCUCAGGCGCGCCGACGUUCUUUCGCUGCAAAGACGCCGCCAGAGAAUGCAUCGAAGAAGUCGCCCACGAAGCCCGCCAUGUUCAGAAUGAGUGAGAGCCGCGCCGCUUUGGCAUUGAAGCCGGACUGGCAGACCCGGGAAUCCCUCGCAAUCCACCUCUUCGAUGUCCCGAACGAUGCGAAUGCAAAAUUAAUCUAUGCGGCAUUCAAAUCGGAGGGAACGCUGUAUUCAAUUGACCUCUACGAGGACUACACUGGUAAACGCAAUGGGAAAGGCCGGGUGCGGUUUAGACCGCCCCCAGCUACAAACUUCUGGAGAAGACUACGUUGGCAAAUCGAGUUGCCAGAUGGACGCAAAACGGAUAUCAAAAUAUCGCUAGUGUCUGAGGAUAGAGAUAAUAGUAUUCCGAGUCCGGUGCACCCAGAUCAGCUCUAUCCGGCGGAAUUGGAAAUACCAGUAUCAAUGCUGGAUUUUGGCCCCAGGACAGGUCCCAUGGCCAUGCUUUCUAUGCGACGUUUUAAACGAAGCCAGAAUGUGUAUCUCAGGUUGCACGUUGACCUCAGGAACCGAAAACUGCUGGUUUUCUUUCCAGUAGCACUGCAUACGACCCAGAAGGAAUCCAGUAACCAAACCAUCUAUUCCCACUUUCGGCUGAAAGUGCCUUUCGCUCAGCUAACAACGCUGUACCAAAACCGCGACGAUUCUACCCAAUCUUUGUCUCACAUGAUUCAUUUCGACAGUCCACCUAUCUACGAUCGCCAUCUUCACAAUGUUGAAAGCACCUUUGACAGCCUUGACGCGGAAAAUUCCUGGAGAGAAAUGGAUUGUUGGUACCGCCAGACGGAUAUCGUCCAUCGCUACGCUGCCGCAGGGCAGGAUGACAGGGUCCGCCAGGCAGCUUCGGACAGGCUCCCCAUUAGUCUGCGCAAGCGGAAUCCUAUCAUCGAUAUUGGGCGUUGGAAUACAAUUCGAAUCACUUACGACAGGGAUACGAUCCAGUCAAAUGAAUUUAAGCUACUGUGCAAUGCUUUGAGAGACUUCAAUCUUGAAAUCAAAGAGAGCAAUGAGUUCCAGCUCGCCAUCCCACAGAUUCAGCCAGUGCCAGUCAUAUGGGAUAUUUGUGAUGAGCCUGAGAAUUCACAAACAGCUCUUCAUGAGUUGAUCCGCGAUUCGUUUGUCGGUCUGCCAUUUGCUAUUCGAUAUCAACUCGAAGUGUGCAUUUCACAUGGCUACAUUAGCGAAUACAAUGCUGCUAGUGAAGUUUUUGUGCGCAGGUUGAGAGAUAUGGAUGAGAGCAAAGCGCUCACGUUAUUGGAACAUGUCGCCACGGAGAAGAAGGUCUACUGGGAUCCCAUGAAGAUAUUCGGCAUUUUGUUCCCAAGGGCUGCUACCAGAAGAAUCAUUCCCAAUUACUGCUGCAUGAUUCACACAGCCACGGUGACCCCUUCAACGAUUUACUGGAACACUCCAUCGAUGGAAAUCACCAACCGUGUUCUACGCCGGUAUUCAGAACAUAGUGAUCGGUUUCUGCGGGUUCGAUUCAGAGACGAGAAAUUUGAAGGCAGAAUAAACUCAACCAAUCAUAACACUAUAGACGAAGUUUUCAAUCGCAUCAAGCACACAAUGACCAAUGGAAUCAAACUUGGCGAUCGAAAGUACGAAUUUCUUGCUUUUGGUAAUUCUCAGUUUCGCGAACACGGUGCAUACUUCUUUGCCUCCGAUGCACAUGUAAGCGCAGCCAACAUUCGUGCAUGGAUGGGGGAAUUCUCGGAUAUUAGGAACGUUGCCAAAUACGCAGCAAGGCUAGGUCAGUGCUUCUCAACCACGCGAGCUGUGCAUGCCUGUCGGGUUCACCUGGAACGCGUUCCUGAUGUUGUACGGGGAGGGCACACUUUCUCAGAUGGGGUUGGAAGGAUCUCCAACUUUCUUGCCCAGAUGACACAACAGGAACUCAAGAUCCGAACCCCAGACCGAGACCCGCCAUCUGCAUAUCAAUUUCGUCUAGGAGGUUGUAAAGGGAUGCUGGUGCUUUCAGCGCAAGCACGUGGGCGUGAAGUGCAUAUUCGCCCAAGUCAGGAGAAGUUUCCGGCUACACACCAAGGCCUUGAAAUCAUUCGUUGGUCACAGUUCUCAAUGGCUACCUUGAAUCGUCAGCUCAUUUCCGUUCUCUCUUCGCUUGGAGUUCCAGACAAAGCAUUCCACAAGAAACUACGCAAGAUGGUCUCAAACUUAGAAGAAGCCGCUCAUGACGAGAAAGCUGCUAUGCGGCUUCUUCAGAAAUAUGUCGAUCCAAACCAAAUGACUCUUGUCAUCUCGCAAAUUGUGUCCGACGGAUUUCUCGUAUCAAAGGAUCCGUUCGUGACAUCGAUCUUGACGUUGUGGAAAGCAUGGCAAAUAAAGUACUUGAAAGAAAAGGCAAAGAUUGUCAUUGACAGAGGGGCAUGUGUCCUCGGUGUGAUGGAUGAGACGGCUACCUUGCAAGGAUUCUCGUACGCGAAAGCAAGAGCCCAGCAUUCAUCAUUAGAAGACAAACUCGCCGCUCUUCCAGAGAUUUUCAUCCAGGUAUAUCGCGCCGAUGAGAAGGAAUAUAAAGUGAUUGAAGGGGUUUGUUUACUGGCCCGCAACCCGUCGCUCCAUCCUGGAGACAUCCGAGUCGUCCGGGCAGUCAACCGAGCAGAGUUGACCCAUCUCAAGGAUGUGGUUGUUCUCCCACAGCUUGGUGAUAGGGAUGUUGCAAGCAUGUGUUCCGGAGGUGACUUGGAUGGUGAUGAUUACUUGGUUAUUUGGGAUGAAGACCUUCUCCCCUCUGAAUGGUUCCGUCUCCCCAUGGACUACACUCCCAUCAAGGGAUUCACCCUUGACAGGCCGGUCACAGUCAACGACAUCACUACAUUCUUCGUGAACUAUAUGAAGAAUGACACUUUGCCCAAGAUUGCUCAUGCUCAUGUCGCCUGGACCGACUUCCUUCCAAAAGGGGUAGAAGAAGCAAAAUGUAUUCGUCUGGCUCAGUUGCACUCAAAUGCUGUGGACUACAACAAGACAGGAGAGCCUGCGUAUCUUCCUCGAGAAUUACGCCCACGCAAAUGGCCCCAUUUCAUGGAAAAGAACUAUAAGCCCAAGGAUCAGAUAUACCACUCCAAGAAAAUCUUGGGACAGCUCUACGACGCUGUGGACCGAGUUGACUUUCAUCCCGACUUUGAAAUGCCCUUUGAUAAGCGAGUCCUGGAGUGCGGAAUUGCCAUUGAUGAAGAGACGAGAAAUUUUGCCAAAGAACUCAAAAUAAGCUACGAUGUUGCUUUGCGACGCAUCAUGGCGCAGCACGAGAUCCACACCGAGUUCGAAGUAUGGACGACCUUUGUUCUCAGCCACUCUGAUCAAAGCAAGGACUACAAAUUCCAUGAAGAGCUUGGUAGAAUGUCCGAAUCGCUCCGAGACCGCUUUCGAGGCGAAUGUUACAACAAAGUUGGAGGGCGUGACUUCAAACAAAUUGCUCCGCUGGCGGUCGCAAUCUACAGCAUCACUAAUGACGAGGUUGUUACAGCGCUGACCGAAUUUCGCAAAAAGAAUCCAAACGUGACUUCCAAGCCCAAGCCAGAUGGCUUUCCUCUAAUUAGCUUUGCUUGGCUCUUCCCAGACAUUCUAGGUAGAGUUGCAUUACGUUACUUCGACGAGCGAAAGGAGGAAGCUGUGAGCAGAGGCGAAAAAAUUAACAUUGUUAGUGACAUAAAGCUGCAGGAAGGGGAAGUCGUCAGCAGAAGUUCCUUCUGUAGUGAUAUGCCUUUGAUUGACCUAAGCUUUCCCCCCUCUCCACCUGACACAGACACAUUCACCGAGACUAAAUCAUUGGAAGGGAUAUUCGAGGCCAUUGAUGAGGAGACGGGAGCCGAAAUAAUUGAAGAGAAAGUGCAGAUAAUGCCUAGCGCCAUUGACAUCCUCGAGGAUAUGCUUUUGGACUCGGACUCGGACGAGCAAGAUUCAGCUUGA